UCCGUGGUCACCUCCUCCAGGAAGAACUCCGCCAGCUCCAGGAACACAUCCCGUUGCAGGAUGGACUCAAUCUCUCCAGAUUUGAAGAGUUCAAACCUCCAGGCAGACCCUGCGGCCCGAUUCUGGGGAGAGAGAGGAGUCAGACCACAUUCGGGCACUCAAGCGGCUCAGUCUGAUGGAAAGACGGAUCCAGACCAGCGGCUGCCCCGGACUUCUGUUCUGCGACGGGCACACGCGUGGCUCACUCAGCGAAGCCUCGCGCGCAGGGACCACAACUCCCAGAAUGCUCCACGCUCUCGCCACCGCCUUGGACCGGUGUUUUGCGCCAGUGCGCACGCGCAGACUCAGUCAGCGGCGCCUCCCGUGCCCGGACUACGAUUCCCAGAGGGCUCUGCGACCUCGCUGCCUCCAAGACCAAGAUGGCUGCGAGUAAGUGCGGGCGCCGCAGGACUCGCCGCCUUCCUCAAGAAUGCCUGGGCCAAGGAGCCGGUGCUAGUCGCCUCCUUCACCAUCGCGGGCCUCGCUAUAAUUCUGCCCAUCCUCAGCCCCUACACCAAGUACUCCAUCAUGAUCAACAAGGCGACACCCUACAUCUACCCAGUGCCCCUCCGAGAUGACGGGAACAUGCCCGAUGUGCCCAGCCACCCCCAGGACCCCCAGGGCCCAAGCCUGGAGUGGCUGAAGAAACUGUGAGCACCUCCGUUGACAGGGAGGAGAUCCCCUCCCCUGUGGCCCCCAAUAAAAAUGUGAAAACUGA
Messenger RNA from Equus quagga, 757 nucleotides. It is a transcript of the gene NDUFA3, whose product is annotated as NADH:ubiquinone oxidoreductase subunit A3. The transcript has 6 exons. The coding region runs from base 61 to 693 and encodes 210 amino acids. Gene Ontology annotation, cellular component: mitochondrial inner membrane. The record is from RefSeq and is a predicted model, not a curated record. NCBI's taxonomy places the organism in Eukaryota, Metazoa, Chordata, Mammalia, Perissodactyla, Equidae.